Diaporthe batatas is the source of this 2235-nucleotide messenger RNA. RefSeq lists its product as uncharacterized. The coding region runs from base 403 to 1053 and encodes 216 amino acids. The transcript is spliced from 2 exons. NCBI's taxonomy places the organism in Eukaryota, Fungi, Ascomycota, Sordariomycetes, Diaporthales, Diaporthaceae. The record is from RefSeq and is a predicted model, not a curated record. Gene Ontology annotation, cellular component: cytoplasm. Gene Ontology annotation, molecular function: ubiquitin protein ligase activity. Gene Ontology annotation, biological process: protein ubiquitination.
GUUUUAGGUAGGUAGGCAUAUGAUGUUUGCCCUACAAGCAAAUGGAAAUUUGAAGACCACGAUAUGCCAGUGCUGACCCAAUUAUUACUGUCGUUACCACUGAACCCGAUCCCUGCACUUCUGGUUUAAGGUUCUGACCUCGGCUCCGAUCCUACCUAGAUACUCCAGGCACAAAAGCCACCCACUGCACUUCCGUCAUCGCCUGCUUGCCUGCCAGGCACCGGGGUUUACGUGAGCUGCGACAGCUUUCAGUGGGAGACUGCACAUCCCACCUUUCUUCAUCAUAAUCCUCUGGAAUCAUUCCUGGACACUCCUGACCCAAAAGACAUGCUGCGAUAGACCCCAGAAACUCUCCCUCUCCCUAUCUAUCUAUCUGUAUCAUUUGCCACAAUAUCAGCGACCAUGGCGACGCAGUAUGAAGUCGAGCACGGCAUCAAGGAGGCGACCCCUCCCAGGCGCCGCAGACAGAUCGACAUGUCCUCGUUCAGCUCGCAGCUGCACCAGCUAAGCGACGACCCCUCCGCGCCCGACGCGCAACGGCACAACCCCCACGCGGUCCCGACGCCCGUCGAGAUGGCCGGGCUGUUCCGCCUGGUGCAGGACCAGCUGAGCACGCUGGCCCAGGACGCCCCCGACGCGACGAACCGGGACUUCCUGCAGUCGCUGUUCGACGGCCUGGAGAGCGACAUCAUCAACCCGCCGCGCGAGGUGGCCGGCGUGUCGCAGGAGUUCCUGGACGCGCUGGAGCGGGUGCCCAAGAAGUCGCUCAAGCCCGACGACGCGUGCCCCAUCUGCGCCGAGAAGUUCCUCGACGACAAGUACCCCCUCAUCGUCGAGCUGCAGUGCCACCACAGCCACAGGUUCGACUUGGAGUGCGUCGGGCCCUGGCUGCAGCUCAAGGGGACAUGCCCCAUGUGCAGGACCGACCUGACCAAGUACGACCCGCGCAGGAAGGACACGUCGGACAGGAUCAGGAAGAUGUGGGAGAAGGAAGGCAAGCCGGCCGAGGACGACGAUGAAGAGGACGACGACCCGCACGGCUUGUAUAACUAGAAGGCGUGGCGCUUUGCGCAUGGACGGUCACAUAUAUGCAUAGAAGAGCGUGGCGCUGAGGGUUAAAGGUAAUGCAUUUAAAGACUCUUAUGAUGGGAAACCCCCAUAUCUCCAUGCAACCCAAUCGAAAUCCCAGCGGCUGGCAGGGGGUUUAACGACACAUCAUUACGCCGCUACUGAAAAAGCCCAAAUCCACGUGACGCUUCCACGCCUCCAUGCAACCUCGGCGCGAAAGGACCACGCGACACAUUCGCCCCACGCACAGGGGACGAAUCUACACCUUGCCCUUCUUCUCGGGGCUGUGCCCGUGGCUCGACUUCUUGGUCUCGUGCCUCGCCGUGCCGUGCAUCUCAGGUCCUCCCUUGUCCCCGAGGGGCUUCGACUUGUCGUGGUUCGCGCCGCUCGUCUCGAGCGGGUUCCCGCCGCCCUCGCCCUCGGCCUUGGCCUUGGCGCCCUCGGGGCUCGUGGUCGAGGGGUCGAACGCGGCGCUGGACUCGGCCGCGUCGUGGUCGGUGCCGCUCUUGCUGCCCUCGGUGGACUUGGGCUUGAGCGACUCGCGGUCCUGGUCGUCCUUGUAGGGGAGUUGCGGGCGGGGCGAGCUGUGGAGGCCCCUUGUCACGGCGGCCGGCGAGAGGAGGCGCUGUUGGGGGCUGAUGGUCUGUGGCCGGGCUUGGGCUGGCGCUCGCAGGAUGCUGCGCAUUGAGCGGAGUGAUGAUGCCAUGUCUGUGGUCUCGGGGUGCUAUGGCUUGGUAGAUGCAGGUUAAUUGACCUCGAGGUGAUGUGGCCAAAUCGAACCAGUUGUGUAUCAGAGGUGGAUGUUCUUUUCCGAGUGUGAAGGAAUGAUGCUUGAGAAAUUGGAAUCCGCAGAGCGAUCAUCACUGAAUGGUGAAGGAGGUCUUACGUCAUGGUGACCAGAGGUUCCUACGCAGUGACGAUGACCGUCACUCGCCUUGUACUUGCAUGCCUAGGCACCUUAGGCAGGUAGCUCUGAAUGCAGGCAAUGUAGAUCCGAGCUCAGACUUAUACGCAUUCUCUUUUUGGUACGCCUAGUCGUUCACUCGGAUUGGAAAUGAUGAAAGUCUACUACAGUAGAUCGUGUCCUGGCCGCGAAGACGGAACUAGCUACCCUGAGCCGAGGCCAUAGAGAUUUGUGACCAAAGUAAAUAUUGUGCAGUAUUCCUG